Moneuplotes crassus is the source of this 2838-nucleotide messenger RNA. NCBI's taxonomy places the organism in Eukaryota, Ciliophora, Spirotrichea, Euplotida, Euplotidae. The record is from the annotation of a GenBank genome assembly.
CAAAAUGAAUAUUACUGAAAGUAGUAAGGAAGAAGGAAUGCCUCCUGAGCACAGCCAUCUCGCCAACCCUCCUCAAGGAGAAGAUCUUUCUUCUGACACUGAAGUCUCACCUGUUUCUGAGCUUGAUUGCUUCAGGAAAGAAUAUAAGUACACUCCUCUGUCGCUAGUAAAUCCUGAUCCGUUUGAUACAACCAACCAAAGCUAUAUAUAAUGAAACAACAUCAGAGAAAGGCUGAUGAAGACUGGGACAUUGAAGACAUAGGAGAUAACGACAUCGACAUUUUGGAAGAUACCUUGAUUGGCUACGGUAUUUACAAGAACCAGCCCAAGAUGCUUAUGUGCAUCACUAUGUUCAAUGAAGACCCUAAAAGACUCGUAGAAAGCUUGGCUGGAGUUUACAGAGCAUAUUAUGAAUUGCUGGAUCUUGACCCAACAUUCUUGAAUAGAGUGCAUGUGGUGAUUAUCACUGAUGGAUAUGAGACUCUAUUACAGAAUCAGAAGAAUCGAGAAGUGUAUGAUAAAGCAAAUAUUCACAGUAUUAAUAAAGUUAACGCCAAGAAAUAUGUAAAGGCUCCAAUUACUUCUGGAAGUAAAGAAAUUACCUUUACUUUGGAAAAUUUGGCUUUUAUCAAUACUGAAAACAUGAUCAGCAGAAAGUUUGAGCACCAAGAAUCAAAGGACGAAGAGGCCAAGAUUGAGUUCAAAGAUAUUAAGGCUUACGGAGCUAACAACAUUGGUCACUGAUUCUCCAGAGUCAUGGACUUUAGCGAAUGGGAAAAAGCUCUCUCGAAGCAACAGAGGAGUAAUUUCUUUAUUAAUGGAUAUGAUGUUUAUGACUUCUUAUCAGGGGAUGAUUCAAUUGGGAAUGUAAAAACUCAAAAGUAUAAGCAUUAUCCUCUACCCAUACAUUUUGUUGUGAAGCAUCAGAACCAAGGAAAACUUGAAAGCUACAAGUGGUUUUAUAGAGGAUUUUGUCAAAUGAUGAAUCCAAAAUAUGUACAACUUAUUGAAUGAGGAGCAAUUCCUCUCUGGAACUCUAUCUCAAGGAUCAUCAUGCAUAUGGAGGCAUUCCCAGAUGUCGGAGGAGCAUGAGGAGAAGUUGAAGUUAAGCUGAUUGAAAAGAAAAGCGAUGAAGUACAACAAAUAAGUUUUGUAGAAAGCUCAAUGCUAAGGUCUCAAUAUGUUGAAUACAAAGUAUCUCAUUACAUGGAUAAGGCUACAGAGUCUCUCUUUGGCUUUGUGACAAGCCUUCCAAGCUUAUUCUCUACCUUCCGCUGGGAAUGAAUCGAUGGUCGACCUGUAUCUCAAACACUUAAAGGUGCUAAUGAUUACUUUAGAGAUGUGAAGAAAACUUUGUCUUGCUAUACUUCAAAUAAAUAUUUAACUGAAGAUCGUAUUCUUGCUAUGGAAAUUUUGAACAAAGAAAAUCAUAGAUAUAUCACCCAUUAUGUGCCAGGAGCCAAGUGCUUGGUAGACUGCCCAAUUUCUCUAACUGGCUUGAUCAAAGAGAGAAGAAGGAUUUUUAAUGGGUGGAUGUUCUCUUCUUUCUAUAUGCUCAAGUCUGGUUAUAGAAUGUGGAAAAGAAAAGGAAGUUCUUUUAUGAGAAAUAUUUUUCUUAUGAUUCUUUAUUUCUAUUUGGCUAUAGUUUGGAUAUUAUACUUUUGUUCACUUGGACUCUUUUAUUCUGCUUUCAGUGUCUUCAUAAGAGCUGUUCUCCCAUCUAACACCUGUAUAAGUGUAACUAUGGCUUCGAAUGUGACAGAAAAUAUAUAUCUUAUCUUUUUAUUUAUAGUCUUGAUGCUCUCCAUUGCUAUCAAAGUUCGAAAUGCUGAGUUAGGAUUUAAGCUUUGUGCGAUCUUAAUGGGGUCAUUCUCACUGUUUAUGGUCUAUUGAGCUAUCAUGUUUGCAAUUAAAAAGGAAGAAAACAUAAUACCUGUUUGUCUUAUUGCCUUCUUUACAUUCUCUUUCUUAAUCCCUCUGAUUUUGAACUUUUGGAAUCUCUAUAUUUCAGAUACUUUGAAAGGAAUACUAUACGGAUUCUACCUUCUGCCAACCUACAUCAACAUCUUCACUAUCUUCGCCAUGGCCAAUAUCCACGAAGUGGCUUCUGAGACUGUCUCAGGCAGCCUGACCAAGGACAAGGAGCUUGAUGCUAAAGUCAGAGAAGCAGCUAAGGAGAAAUACGAAGGCUAUCAGUACUUCAGGUCUCUAUUUCUCAUGGGCUGGCUCUGUGUUAAUUUUGGAGUUGGAGCAGUAAUCACUGGGUUUGAUAGGAAUGAUGAGAAAUGGUUUAUAUCGUACCUUGGAUUUGUUCUAGCGGGGGUUAUUAGUUUUAAGUUGGCCUUUUCAGGGGUUCAUAGGAUAGUCUCUUGGAUACAUCAUUGAUAUGUGAGUUGAUAUGUAAGUAAGCUGAGGAGGAAGUAUAAAGAGUCUGUUCAUAGUGAAGUGAGGGGUGAAAUAGAAGAAGAUAAAGAAUUUACAUUUGUUCCAACUGUGGUCUGCAAUCGAGAAAAGAAGGCAGACACUGAAGAGUCUAUAAUGCUUGAUCUGCGUGGUCUCAUGAAUAGGAUUAAGAAUAUCUCUGAAGAUAAAGGAGAAGAUCGUCAAGUAAAACAAAUGGAAAGAAUGUUAACAAAAUCUAAAAAGACACUUAAAGGUAUAAUACCCAAGAAGACAGAAGUACCCAACAACUUUACUAGACUUAAAAGAGGUGCAAACCCUGACUCAGAAUCCCUGGACUAUUCCAAUGACCCAUUUGGUUCUGAAUUAUCUCAUUACUCAUCCUUGGCUGGAGGGGAUGAGUACUCUUCUAGCUCUCAUAGCUCAUAUUCCUCUUAA